AUCCGCCUGUUGUAUAGCUGCUAGCAACAUAAGGUACAUUGAUAAACGCCAGAGAGAGCGGAAUUCCGGGAGUUAAAUUCUUCGGUUUCAGUCCCAGCUCCAGGACAGGUGUUUGUGUCAGUGAGCUCCAUAACAGCCACCUCCAUCUCCCUCUCCUGGAGUGUGUCCAGUGGGAGGGUGGCCAGUUGGGAGGUGGUCUGGAGACCCACUGACAGAGGCACUGAGAGCACCAGUGGUCCUCUGUCUGGCACUACCUACACCAUCCACCAGUUGGACCCCUCCACUAUCUACACACUCACUGUAUCAGCCACUAAUGUAGCUGGAACCACUGACAGCACUCCCAUACUUGUCUCCACCGUUCCUACAGUGUCUGAGAUUCUCCAAGCAGAAAAUAUUGAUACCACAUGUUCAGAGAGUGGUGCGACCAUUGGUGGAGUGGUAGGGGCUGUAUUGAUCAUUGCUGCAGUGACCCUCGUUCUACAUGUGGCGAUAGCUCUGCUACUGAGACGUCAGAGAGGCAACUACUCCACCUCUGCCAAGAGGAGGCAUGCUUAAUACUCCUCACUCACCACAACCUAUUCUAUGUAUGCCGUACACACACAGAAGUGAGAUGGUGGAUGCUCCUGGAUCUGCUGCUACAGUUCUAGAACUCUCCAAGAUAUCAGACGAAACUUACGCAAGUCCGUUCCAGACCACCAGUAAUGAGGCCUACAAUGUAGUGAGAGGGACUGGAAGGACAGCUGAAGUUGAAUAUGAAGUACCACAAAACCUUCCUCCCCCCACCUCAUCGUCCCGACCUGCAGCUGGAGACAACACUCUAUGAACCUGUCUGACACUGACACUCUGUGUGUAUAAAUGACGUGGUAGCUGAAGUAUUAUAUUUUGUCUUCACCUUUGUUUUUACUCGUUUUUAAGAUUGCUCUUUCAAUUGCCAUUUGACAUAGUUUUUUUAUAUCACUCGUAGAAGAUACACUGUGUCAACCACCCCACACCCACUAUGAUAACAGUAGUACAAAUGGAAAAUGAACACACAGGAGUCAAGAACAGAGAUCAGUUCCCGGCUGAAGUGGUGGAGGCCUACAAGUACACGUUCUCCAGGCCAGGAGGGCUCACUGGACCCAUUAACUACUAUCGUGCCAUGUUCUCAUCUCCCAAGGACAGCUUGCCUCGCGAGAAGUGGACAAUUUCUGUCCCAACUCUCAUCAUAUGGCUGGGGGUCUCCCAGUACGUCAAUGUAUGUGUUGGGUCUGAUCUUCUCGGCAAAGGCCAGCACCACGUGGAGGUCUCCGUCACUCUCCAGAGACAGCAACAAACACUGCUGGAUAUGCUGAAAGACACAAACACAGUGGGGUCCUCGGAAUACUCCUUCAACCAUCUCACUGCAGACAUUGUCGAACUCAUCCCCGCCCUCGGCCACUCCUCUUGCGUCCUCGUCGGCCACGACUGGGGAGGCGUGGUCUCAUGGAGAGUAACUCAGAGGUAUCCGGAGUUGGUUGAUAGACAUAUUGUCCUGAACUGUCCUCAUGGAAGGGUGUUCAAGAAGUUCCUUGAGAAUAGCUGGACACAGUUGAGGAGAUCUUGGUUCAUAUUCUUGUUCCAGAUCCCGAGACUGCCUGAGGCUCUGAUCAGUCUCCAGGACUACCAGUUUCUGGAGCAACUCUUCACCAGCCACACCUCAGGAGUCAAGAACAGAGAUCAGUUCCCGGCUGAAGUGGUGGAGGCCUACAAGUACACGUUCUCCAGGCCCGGAGGGCUCACUGGACCCAUUAACUACUAUCGUGCCAUGUUCUCAUCUCCCAAGGACAGCUUGCCUCGCGAGAAGUGGACAAUUUCUGUCCCAACUCUCAUCAUAUGGGGAGAUGAUGAUCACGUGCUGCAGAGAGAGAUGGCAGACUGCCACGACACCAUCUGCUCUGACCUGACUGUGAAACAUAUUCCCAACUGUAGUCACUGGGUCCAGCAAGAUGUGCCGGACCUCUGCAACCAGUACAUGACUGACUUUCUCUCUACUAAAUCUGUUUCAAUGUAGUUUAUGUGUACUACUGUUGGACAUUACACAUCUUGUUAUUUUAAAGAUGCUAG
Geodia barretti is the source of this 2082-nucleotide messenger RNA. The record is from the annotation of a GenBank genome assembly. NCBI's taxonomy places the organism in Eukaryota, Metazoa, Porifera, Demospongiae, Tetractinellida, Geodiidae.